This is a messenger RNA of Sphaeramia orbicularis (orbiculate cardinalfish), 957 nucleotides long. It is a transcript of the gene psmb4, whose product is annotated as proteasome 20S subunit beta 4. The transcript has 8 exons. Lineage: Eukaryota; Metazoa; Chordata; Actinopteri; Kurtiformes; Apogonidae. Gene Ontology annotation, cellular component: proteasome core complex; cytoplasm. The record is from RefSeq and is a predicted model, not a curated record. The coding region runs from base 28 to 813 and encodes 261 amino acids.
UUGUCGUCAUUUCCGGUAGUUUUCAACAUGGAGUCGUGCGGAGUGAAACUGAAUUUCUGGGAGAAUGGACCGAAGCCGGGAGAGUUCUACUCUUUCUCUGGUGGCAGCGGUAGCAGCGCCGGACCGGCCACCGCCUCCGGACCGGUCAGACAUACUCUUAACCCAAUGGUAACUGGCACAUCUGUUCUUGGUGUGAAGUUCACUGGUGGUGUCAUCAUUGCAGCAGACAUGUUGGGUUCAUACGGUUCUCUGGCUAGAUUCAGGAACAUCUCUCGCCUUAUGAAGGUGAACAACAACACCAUCCUGGGAGCUUCAGGAGACUAUGCUGACUAUCAGUACCUGAAACAGAUCAUUGAUCAGAUGGUGAUCGAUGAAGAGUUGCUUGGUGAUGGUCACAGCUACAGCCCGAAGGCAGUCCACUCGUGGCUCACCAGAGUGAUGUACAACCGCCGCAGCAGGAUGAACCCACUGUGGAACACCGUGGUGAUCGGAGGCUUCUACAAUGGAGAAAGUUUCCUAGGUUAUGUGGACAAACUGGGUGUGGCCUAUGAGGCUCCGACGGUGGCCACCGGCUUUGGAGCAUACCUGGCUCAGCCAUUGAUGAGGGAGGUGGUGGAGAACAAAGUGGAGAUCACCAAACAGGAGGCUCGGGACCUGGUGGAGCGCUGCCUCAAAGUGCUGUACUACAGAGACGCCCGCUCAUACAACAGGCAUGAGAUCGCCAUAGUAACAGAAGAGGGUGUGGAGAUUAUUGGUCCUCUGUCUUCUGAAACCAACUGGGACAUUGCUCACAUGGUCAGUGGGUUUGAAUAAAGAUGAACUGCAAUGGGCGCCAUUUCUCUGCUUCAAGAAAUUCAACGCCUUUCAUCCACCUUUUGCAUCCCAACGUAGUUUCUUUUCUGAUGUUCAGUGUCACUUUUGUAUAAUGGAAUAUAAUAAAUCUGUCAAAUAUAAAUG